CCUCUGGGAGAGAGCGGGCCGGCGCCAAUGGUCGUCGUCGGCGGCGGCGCGGGGGAAGGUGGCAACGCGAGCGCCCUUCCUCGCCGCCUCCCUCCUCCAUUCAUUGCCGUCGCCUGCGUCUUCCCCCGGCCCCCUCCGGAGUGGGCGCCGCCGCGGCCGCCUCCGCCGCCAUGGAGGCGCUGAUCCCGGUCAUCAACAAGCUGCAGGACGUCUUCAACACGGUGGGCGCCGAUGUCAUCCAGCUGCCGCAGAUCGUGGUGGUCGGGACGCAGAGCAGUGGGAAAAGUUCUGUGCUGGAAAGUCUGGUGGGGAGAGACCUGCUCCCACGAGGCACAGGGAUCGUCACCCGGCGCCCUCUCAUCCUGCAGCUGGUUAACGUUUCUGCAGAGGAUCUUCGGAAAAAAACUGGAGACGAAAACGACCCUGCAACUUGGAAACAUGCAAGGCACCUUUCGAAAGGGGUUGAUACUGAAGAAUGGGGGAAGUUUCUGCACACCAAAAACAAGCUCUACGCAGACUUCGAUGAAAUUAGGCAAGAAAUAGAAAGUGAAACUGAAAGGAUUUCAGGAAAUAAUAAGGGGAUCAGCCCUGAACCGAUUCAUCUAAAGAUUUUUUCCCCUAAUGUUGUCAAUCUGACUCUUGUAGAUUUGCCAGGAAUGACAAAGGUGCCUGUAGGUGAUCAACCAAAGGAUAUUGAACUUCAGAUCCGAGAACUAAUCCUUAGAUUCAUUAGUAACCCAAAUUCAAUUAUUCUGGCAGUCACUGCUGCCAACACGGACAUGGCCACUUCUGAGGCCCUCAAAAUAGCACGGGAAGUGGAUCCAGAUGGGCGGCGCACCCUUGCUGUGAUCACAAAGCUGGAUCUCAUGGAUGCUGGCACUGACGCUAUGGACGUACUUAUGGGAAGAGUGAUCCCUGUUAAACUUGGCAUCAUUGGCGUCGUGAAUAGGAGUCAGUUAGAUAUUAACAAUAAGAAGAGUGUCGCUGAUUCAAUUCGUGAUGAGUAUGGUUUUCUCCAGAAGAAGUACCCCUCUCUAGCCAACCGGAAUGGAACAAAGUACCUUGCUAGGACACUCAAUAGGUUGCUUAUGCAUCACAUCAGGGAUUGCUUGCCAGAACUGAAAACCAGAAUCAAUGUUCUAGCCGCUCAGUAUCAGUCUCUGCUGAACGGCUAUGGGGAGCCUGUAGAUGACAAGAGUGCCACAUUACUGCAGCUGAUUACCAAAUUUGCCACCGAAUAUUGCAACACCAUUGAAGGGACAGCAAAAUACAUCGAGACUUCAGAACUGUGUGGUGGAGCUAGGAUUUGCUACAUUUUCCAUGAAACCUUUGGGCGUACCUUAGAAUCUGUUGAUCCACUAGGUGGCCUUAACACCAUUGACAUAUUGACAGCCAUUAGAAAUGCUACUGGUCCCCGCCCGGCCCUGUUUGUGCCUGAAGUUUCAUUUGAGCUCCUAGUAAAGAGGCAAAUCAAACGAUUGGAAGAGCCCAGCUUGCGUUGUGUGGAGCUUGUUCACGAGGAAAUGCAGAGGAUUAUCCAGCAUUGUAGCAAUUACAGUACACAGGAAUUGUUGCGUUUUCCAAAGCUCCACGAUGCCAUCGUUGAGGUUGUGACUAGUCUUUUGCGUCGAAGGCUACCAGUUACAAAUGAAAUGGUUCACAAUUUGGUAGCCAUUGAGUUGGCCUAUAUCAACACUAAGCAUCCAGAUUUUGCAGAUGCCUGUGGACUAAUAAACAACAACAUAGAGGAGCAAAGGCGGAACAGGUUAGCCAGAGAGAUGCCUUCUGCUGGGUCACGGGACAAAUCCACUAAGCCUCCUGGUGUUUUGGCACCACCCACCCAGGAGACCUCUACUGCUGGUUCUGCCGAGGUUGAUGGCAAGACAUCCUCUGCUAUGGGAGAUGGAGCUCAGGAAGCUGGAACAGGCAACUGGAGAGGCAUGCUGAAAACCUCCAGAGCUGAGGAAAUAUUAGCCGAGGAAAAAUCAAAACCAGUAACGGUCCUACCUGCUAGCCCUCAAAGAGGCCAUGCUGUAAAUUUGCUGGAUGUGCCUGUUCCUGUUGCACGCAAGCUUUCAGUCCGAGAGCAACGAGACUGCGACGUGAUUGAACGCCUUAUCAAAUCGUACUUCCUGAUUGUGAGGAAGAACAUACAAGACAGUGUGCCAAAAGCAGUAAUGCAUUUUCUGGUUAACCAUGUGAAAGACUCUCUUCAGAGUGAGCUAGUAGGACAGCUGUACAAAGCCUUAUUGCUGGAUGACCUUUUGACUGAAUCAGAGGACAUGGCUCAGCGCAGGAAGGAGGCAGCUGAUAUGUUACAGGCCUUGCAGCGAGCCAGUCAUAUUAUUGCUGAGAUUCGAGAGACACACCUUUGGUGAAGGGCUUCUCCAGCUGGGUGAAGAAAUGGAUGACUUGAAAAUUGCUAGGCAUUAUAUAUACACCUAUGAACUUCUAUGUUUACUGCAGUAUGUAUAAAUCUGCUCACAUAAAGACAGUUCAGUUUGGCUUUCUACGGACAGAAGAGUAUGCUGUACUUGCAAAACAAGUCUCAUAUAAUCAACGUAUUUUCUUUACUAGUUUCCUGGUGCAAAGACCAAGGUCUAUUCUCCUGUGAGGAAUUGGACUGGACUGAACUUAAGGAAAUAACCAUGUAAAAAUUCCAGUGCCUGGCUUGCUAAAUGAGUUACCAGUGGUUAGGAUGAACUGUGUAGUAUUGUGAUGUAGCCUUUUAAGCUGGUUUUGCAAUAUAGGUUUUUCAACCAUGAAGAAAGGACACCACGAUAUUUUCUUUAAGAUGAAUUUAAUUGCAUGCUCUCUAAAGUCUCAAACAGAUAAACAGCACAGUAGAAAUACUGCCUUAUGUGUACCCUCAUGUUUUAGAACCUUAAAAGAAAUAUCUGGCUAACUUCCAAAAUGCAUUGGCUAUUUUUGUCCUUUAGCUAGAUAAAUCUGGAAUAAGUGGAGAUUCUGCUAAGAAGCGUUAUCAACAAAGAAGUAAUCAGAAUUUGAAGAAUCCUCAUGUCUGGGACCAAAACCUGUGGACCAUCCACUUGUGCAGUUCCAGACUAACA
This is a messenger RNA of Lacerta agilis (Sand lizard), 3071 nucleotides long. RefSeq names its product dynamin 1 like (gene DNM1L). Lineage: Eukaryota; Metazoa; Chordata; Lepidosauria; Squamata; Lacertidae. The transcript has 20 exons. Bases 171 to 2378 code for a protein of 735 amino acids. The record is from RefSeq and is a predicted model, not a curated record. Gene Ontology annotation, cellular component: membrane; mitochondrion; microtubule. Gene Ontology annotation, molecular function: GTPase activity; microtubule binding; GTP binding. Gene Ontology annotation, biological process: mitochondrial fission; mitochondrial fragmentation involved in apoptotic process.